GUAAUCAACAUGACAAGGGUCAAAUCAAUCUCAUAACAAAUUUCUCUGACCAUGCUAAUUUUAUUUUUUUUGAUUAUGCAUCAGGCAGGACAAGACAACUGUACAAGUUGCAGAACUAGUUUGCACACUCUUUUGGCAAACACUGACGUCACCUACAGGUCGCUGGCUGCUAUUACAACAGCUACUCACUGAAGAUUUUUGAGUUCAUCCAAGCGACUGCGGCGUUCCAGCCAAGUGACUAAACUCCCUUUUUUGCACAAACAAGAGGCCCACUAAAGCUCCAAGGUGUUUCCCAAUCUGUCCCCCCCCAUAGGAGGGAGAGGAGGGCGCCGAGGUAUGAUGAUCGACCUGAGCUUCCUGACGGAGGAGGAGCGUGUGGUCAUCAUGACCGUGCUGAGGAGGGACGCCCAACUCAAGCAGGCCGACGAGCAGAGAAUCAAGAAGCUGGAGAGCAUCGUGAGCCAAGGUCCAUCGUCAGACUCCAAAUUGAAGUACCUGACGGGCCAGUGGUUCUACGACGCCAAGUCUCGCAGGCACAUGGACAAGAUCCAUGGCUCUGAAAUCAUCUUGGCCUCCAUGAAGCAAAGGAGUGCUUCAGAAGGCUGUUAUAGACCGGAAAGGCCGCGAGCAUUCAAGAGUCCAAGUUCUGACGUGGCGGUACCACAGAAACCUGCCAGAUGUUUGGACAUGCCACAGGAAUUCAAUAAUCUUAAGAAAGAAGAUCUGGUGUCAGCAGUCCAUUCUCCAAGAAUGACAAGACGGAACCCUUUUAAUCGAGCUUCCCUCCUUGUUGACGAACCAGCUGAGCUCACUAAAACAGAGCCCACCUCCCUCCCGAAGCAUCAGCAAGCAAGGGGGAGCAGUCAGACAUCGGGGAACUCCGCGACAUCCGAGGGCUCCUCUAAGCCCAUCCCCAAAAAGCGGACAUUCGUAACAAAGGCACCCCUGGACCUUCAGGUCGCUCCUGCCCCAAGACCAAACCUCUAUCAGAACUCCAGUGGAAGCUCCAACCGAUCCACGGGUGAAGCCGUGGUAUCGGCCCACCCGUCUGCCUCUGCGAUAAUUCCUCAGCAGGGUUCUCAGGUUUUAUCUCAUUCCAGUCUGGUGGAAAAUGAAACGCUAUCUUUUAUUACAGCUCACAGACACACAGAACAGAUGAUCAAAGAUAAUUUCACACGAGGACGGCAUCAGACCGUAGAAAGAAUCCGGGACCAUGAUCCAGUCGUUGGCGGCAGUGAGAUAUCAUCCGUGGAGGAGCCAGAGUGGCAAAAAAUCGCAGAAGCUCCCAUAUCCUAUGACAUCAACUUUAUUGAGUCCUCGGAGCAGAAGACACAGAGGAGCUCCCAACAGAAACGUUCGUUCAAGUUGACCAACCCGGCGGCCUCCAGUCCCACCGGCGACAACGACGAGGAUUCCAUCUCGAAAGUGCUCGAUUGGUUCAACCGUAGAACCGAUAGCAGCAAUUUGGUGAACGGCAAAGAGGUCUCGAGGGAGCCGGACGGACACCGUGAGGCGGCAGCGAUGGGAAGCGAGGAGGUCUUCAAGAAAGCUAUUCAGGAAAAGGAAAUAUGGACGAGUCAGCCAGAAGGAGCAGCCGAGGAGACCAUGAACGAUAUGACAAAUGAUGACAUCACCGGGAUAAAAUUGUUUGAGGAAAGCACGACGCCUGUGAUACCUGGAGACAAAACCCAGACGGGAGAAGGAAACGAGACGAGGCCAAACAUACCCUCUGUCAUAAAUGUAGUCAACGCAAGUCAGCAUGUUGGAUUGAAACAGGACCAAGACUUAGACCGUUCGAAUUUCAGGAACUACGCAUACCCUGAAAUUUUAAGCGCUAAUCCCCAAGUAGCUGACAGGAAAGGUUCUGACGUUGAGCUUUUAUGUGUUGAACCACUAGUGCCAGAAAAACCUCUGCGGUCCAGUCCAGAUGUAAAAAAUCAAGCAGAAACCCUUCAACAGCGGUCCAGUCCAGAUGUAAAAGGGGUCUCUUUAAAUCAAGCAGAACCCCUUCAACAGUUCACAGAGAGCCCGAGUCCAGAGUCAGAGCAUACGUCUCAGUUAACAGACCUCGAGAACAUCUGCAAAACACCGGAGAAUUCCAGCAAAGACUGCGAGCAGUCACCCGAAGCAAAAGACACAGCGAGUCCUCAAAGACAAAAAAGCACAGCAGAGAAGAUCAAGCAGCUCAAAACGUUCUGGGAGCAGGAGGCAGGCAAACCAACGCUUAAUGGCGCUAAACGCAAAAGCGUGCGGGGUGCAAAGAUGACCAAGAGAUUCACCAAAUCGGAAUUUGACUUACGGACCAUUGGCGACCACUCAGGCAGCGACGGCGAAGGCUCCAAUCGAGACAAUCGGCCUCUAAAUCAGACAAUCGAUCAAAUGUCGCCCUCCCUCGGUGGGAGCCGAGCCCAGUUUAGCAGCCUGCUGGAGUUCUGGGACGAAACCACCGCAGACCCCAAAACCAAAAGCCCCAAAAGGCAAAUCAACACUCCACAACCGCCCGAAGAGUUAGGUUCUUCCCAGCCCGAGCCUCGCUCCUUUGAAACAUCUCACGUCUCAGCCAACGACCCAAAAAAGAACCUGCCGGAGUCUGCACAACCCAAAGAACCCCAAAAGAUCUUGAAAGACUCAAGCAGGGUCAACAAAACUGCAAGACCACCACCAACUCCACCUAGGGAGGUUCGUUCUCCCAAAAGAAGAAAGGACAGCUUCAGCCAUUCCAGCGGUCGCGGGAGGUCUCUGCGUCGAGCCACCAGUAUGUUCGCUCUAGUCGACCCGCAAGAACCGACGCUUAAGAUCCACGUCAGCCCCGUCCAAUCCCAAAGCAGGAAGCCGAGCGGCGAUAGCGCUCAGAGCGUCAAGGGAACCGAGACCCCCCUGGCCAGGGCUUUCGUACCCCGAGACUACAGCCACUACUUGGGGAUGGCCAACGAGCCGGGUACCCUGCCUCCCGAGGCGGAGAUUUCCGAGAGUUUCGGCGGACCUGUGAGGACCAGCACUCCCACGGGUUCCAAGAAGAACUUUAAGCCCAGCCCACCCCAGGCGAGGAUCAAUUACAGCAGCCCAGAUGCUGAUCCCGAGUCUCCUCUAAGCAACACGUCCGAAUCCUUGUCCAACUCCAGGAAUAUUUUCAAAUGCAAGGAGGAUGAGGAGAAUCCUGUGAGGAAAGCGCUGCAGCGAGCAGAAGCUAGACCUAAAGGUCUCGCUAAAAGUAUGGAGGACCUGGUUGGGUCUUUGUCACCAACACAAGAGAGACGGCAAGAGCCGAAACCAAACACGAGGCGAACCACUGACGACGCCACGACGCUCCCUUCCCCACGCCCGUUCUCGGAGCAAGAGCGCCUGAAGAAGAUGAGCAAGUCGGUCCCCUCGUUCUUGCAGACGGAGGAUGACAGCCAGUUUUACGAGGACGUUCUCCACCCGGGAAUACACACGACGGACUCGUCCUUUGACUUGGCCUCUGUGUCGUCUUUUAAUGGGAGCGUGAUGACCAUGGACUUUGGCAACGUGGACGUGCAAGGCAGCAUCCACUUCUCCAUCAACUACGUGCAAAAGCUCCGAGAGUUCCACAUCUUCGUGGCUCAGUGUCAAGACUUGGCGGCCGCUGACCUCAAGAGAGGUCGCUCGGACCCCUACGUCAAAAGUUACCUCGUUCCUGACAAAUUGCAUCUGGGGAAAAAGAAAACAUCCGUGAAGAAAAAGACGCUUAACCCGACUUUUAAUGAGAUCCUCAGGUAUCACAUUGGCAUCGAGUCUCUCAAGACACAGAUCCUGGUUCUCUCCGUGUGGCAUCACGACACGUUUGGCCGUAACACCUUCUUGGGUGAGGUGGACGUGGACCUCUCCAAGUGGGACUUUGACCACACCCGCAUGAACGACUUGCCUCUCAAAGCCAAGACAAGAACAACUCUGGCAUCUUUAAGCGGCAGAGGAGAGAUGAGAUUGGCUGUACGCUUCCUGCCUAAGGUCAUCUACGGUGAAGCUAAGCAUGUUCCCAGAACAGGAGAGAUUCACAUCUGGGUGAAAGAAUGCAGGAACCUGCCUUUAAUCAGAGCCACCAUUGACCCUUACGUCAAAUGCUUCGUGCUCCCCGACACGAGCCGCAAGAGUCGUCAGAAGACGCGCGUGCUGAGGAGGACGGCCAAUCCCCUGUUCAACCACACCAUGGUGUACGACGGCAUCAGGGCCAUUGACCUGACCGAGGCCUGCGUGGAGCUCACCGUCUGGGACAGGGACAAGCUGGCCAGCAACCUGCUGGGCGGAAUCAGACUCGGAACCGGCACGGGAAGGAGUUACGGGUCGGCCGUGGACUGGAUGGACUCCACGCCCGGCGAGGUGGCGCUGUGGGAGCGCAUGUUGGCGUCGCCCAACGAAUGGGCGGAGGGAGUGCUGCCCCUUCGCGUGCUGAGCUCUGCCAAAACGGCCUUCAAAUAACUACAAGUACAUCCCUCCUGUCAUGGCGCUUUCACAUUUGCAAAAACUAUAAGCCCAAGGUCAUGAUGUCUUCUUGAUCCAUACAAGGCGAAGAAUUCUUUUCUAUUCACUUUUUCAACGGGCCGAAGAUGAACAAAAGAGAGCAAAAACCACACAACUUUUCAUUUUAGAUGUGUUAAAUGCAUUCAAACCAACAAAGGGCCCAUUAGUACAUUUGAUGAAGUUUGAAAUCAUUGACUGAAUAUGUCAUUGUGGCCUUUUUACAACUGCAACUGUUUGCAACACUUUGCUCUGUGUGGAUGUCUUCAAAAUAUGUUUUGACAAUUAACAAAUACUCCAGAAUAGGGGUGUAACGAUUCAUCGAUACACGUCGAUAUAAUGCUCUACGAUUUAUUGGCAUCGAUGCUAAACGUAAACAGCGAUUUAUAUCGCCGCGUUUUAGACGCAACUUUUUUUUUAAAUUCAGUUCAUUGUUGCUUGCUUCCUCUUUCCGGGAGCAGUGCGGGGGCGUGUUGUGUUGUGAGCAGCGCAGACACGUGAAAGGGGAGUCGACAACUAGCACGCGGCUCCUGGGCUGGUGCUAUGGCUAGUGUCCAAAAAUACGAGGAAAUUGGCUCCCCUUUAGGCUUCAAGUCAUUCUUUGGAAGCACUUUGGAUUCCAAAGAAAAGAUGACUCAACGGCCAAGACUAUUGUAGUUUGUAAAUCCUGCCAUGCGGUGAUCAAAUAUUCGGGGAGCACAAAUCUUGCCGCACAUUUAAAGAAAAAACACGACAUCAAAGUUCAGUGUUAAAAUAAGCACUUUGUAUACUACAAUACUCUUGUAAUUUCCUAAAUAGAGUUUGCAGUACCUUGUUGAUUUUGCGUAUGAAUUGUUAUAAAUCAGGAUAUUGUUCUAUAUUUUUUAUUUAAAAAAAUAUAUAUAUCGAUCGUAGAGCACUAUAUCGUGAUAUAUCGUGAAUGAAUCGCAGCAGGCUUUAAGAUAUCGGCAAAUAUCGUAUCGUAGUUCUUUGUAUCGAUAUGAUAUCGUAUCGUGACAAAACCCGCGAUUUACACCCCUACUCCAGAAGCUUCCUUUAAAACACUAAAUCAAACUGAGAAGUGUAUAUGCAUCUAUAGUAAAGCUUGCGGUGUACUAUCAUCACUUCCGUAAGAUUCCAACAAUAUUUAUUCUUGAUUUUCACACUAAAUUCCAGAGACUAACAAAGCAGUUGUUCAGUUUGUCUAUGUUAAAUAAAGGUUACACUUAAAAAUAA
Molecule: messenger RNA, 5688 nt
Organism: Syngnathus typhle (broad-nosed pipefish)
Lineage: Eukaryota; Metazoa; Chordata; Actinopteri; Syngnathiformes; Syngnathidae
Gene: sytl2b
Product: synaptotagmin-like 2b
Exons: 21
Coding region: 337-4434 (1365 amino acids)
Biological process (GO): intracellular protein transport; exocytosis
Cellular component (GO): plasma membrane; exocytic vesicle
Molecular function (GO): neurexin family protein binding; small GTPase binding
Source: RefSeq, a predicted model, not a curated record